ACAAGCUAAGAAGCUCCAUAGCUGAAUUCAGAGAGCACAAACACGUACAAAAAGCGAGUGCAAAUUAAACCGAAUGGCUGCCUCCAGCUACUUCAUUCUCGUUGCUUUUGUAGCAUUGGUCAUUUCACAGGCCACUGCCUCUGACCCUAGUCCGCUCCAAGACUUUUGUGUUGCCGACAAACACUCUGGGUAUGCAUACUCUCGCUUUAAGUCAUGCUUGAAGGUGAAUGGAUUUGUUUGCAAGGACCCAAUGGCUGUGAACGCAGAUGACUUCUUCAAGGCAGCAAACCUUGACAAGCCUAGGGACACAAUGAAAAGCAAGGUUGGAUCCAAUGUCACUUUGAUCAAUGUCAUGCAGCUGCCUGGACUCAACACCCUGGGCAUGUCAUUGGCUCGCAUUGAUUAUGCACCAUUAGGUCAGAAUCCGCCACACACACACCCCCGUGCCACAGAGAUUCUCACCGUGCUUGAGGGUACACUCUAUGUUGGAUUUGUCACCUCCAACACAGACAACGGUAACAAGCUAUUCGCCAAGGUUCUCAACAAGGGUGAUGUGUUUGUGUUCCCUCAAGGGCUCAUACACUUCCAAUUCAACCCGAUCCAUGACAAGCCAGCUGUCGCAAUCGCUGCACUAAGCAGCCAGAACCCUGGAGCUAUUACAGUUGCAAACGCAGUCUUUGGAUCAAAGCCACCGAUCUCAGAUGAUGUCUUGGCCAAGGCCUUCCAGGUGCAAAAGGGAACAAUUGAUUGGCUUCAAGCUCAGUUCUGGGAGAACAACCACUACUAAGUAAAUCAAGACUCAGUUCAUUAUAUUGUAUAGGAAGAUAUGCUUAUAUAUGCAUUUUGCAUAUUCCUGUGUCUACUCAGUUACGCUAUGUUACAGCCGA
Molecule: messenger RNA, 887 nt
Organism: Sorghum bicolor (sorghum)
Lineage: Eukaryota; Viridiplantae; Streptophyta; Magnoliopsida; Poales; Poaceae
Product: germin-like protein 12-2
Exons: 2
Coding region: 74-787 (237 amino acids)
Cellular component (GO): cell wall
Molecular function (GO): manganese ion binding
Source: RefSeq, a predicted model, not a curated record